This is a messenger RNA of Caenorhabditis auriculariae, 640 nucleotides long. The record is from the annotation of a GenBank genome assembly. Lineage: Eukaryota; Metazoa; Nematoda; Chromadorea; Rhabditida; Rhabditidae.
AUGGACCCGCCCAAAGGUCCCAUCAAAGGAGCAGAUGGACAUCCAGUAGCUCUUGAGAUGGAGACCUCAGAAGCAGUAACUUUUUCGGCGGAUUUGUCGGAAGAACUGUUAAAAUUGCGCAAGCGGAUAUCGGAGCAUAUUGUGAGUCUUUUGGAAAGGACAAAAAGGAGAUUUAUUCAUUCAAUUCGAGGAAGUUACUCCGAUGCGUCGAGCUCUCACUGCUCUUGGCGAUGGUUCUGAUUUCUCCUAUUGCGAUCCGUUACUUGCGUCCCAUCUCGUUAGAAUAUUGAGAAAAAUGGAAGAUGUAGGCUGGAGUUUUGCAUUUCUGUAUAGAACUGCUAAAUUUCAGAGAGAAAAGCUAAUAGUCGUUAAUGAAAUGGUGAAAAUCGUGCACGAUUCGGGUGAAAUUGCGGACGCCGAAGGAGAACCUUACUAUAUAAGGUCAUUUUCCAAACUUUUAAUUUAAAUCAUCUUUUUUUCAGAGUUGAAUACGAGCAAGUCGUCGAUUCAAUGUUAAACCAUGCAUUUGAGGAAGGCGUUCUUACGAUAAAGUUUGGAUUUUUUUCCGAAAAAAAAAAACUAAAUUGUUUUCAGUCAGCACAUUGAGGGACUCGUCAUGACGACCGAUUUUUUUCGAUGA